AUGGGAUCGUUUCACGAGGAAAUGGGCGUGGUUACGCGAUGACGUAGUGUUUUUGUGUCAAAACCGAGCAGCAAACGGCCGAGACCACAAGCUGUCAACGCCUCAAUUUGUACUCCACAAACGUGUCACCCCUGCAUGGGUGCCAUGGUCCUCAGUUACACAUGAGCUCUACUAUGUGGUACAUCAUGCAAAGCAUUCAAAGUAAAUACUCCUUGUCUGAACGGCUCAUCCGCACCAUCGCAGCCAUCCGCUCGUUUCCGCACGACAACGUGGAGGAUCUCAUCCGUAAGGGUGCUGAUGUAAACCGGAUGCAUGGCACACUGAAGCCCUUACACUGUGCCUGCAUGGUUGCUGAUGCUGACUGUGUGGAGCUGCUGUUGGAGAAGGGAGCAGAGGUAAAUGCGUUGGACGGCUAUAACCGCACGGCACUCCACUACGCAGCAGAAAAGGACGAGAGCUGUGUGGAGCUGCUGUUAGAGUACGGUGCUCAACCCGACGCACUGGACGGCAACAAGGACACUCCACUUCACUGGGCCGCCUUCAAAGAUAACCCGGAGUGUGUAAGAGCGCUGCUUGACAGCGGGGCUUACCCCAAUGCCAGGGACUACAACAACGACACGCCAUUGAGCUGGGCCGCCAUGAAAGGCAACCUGGAAAGUGUCAAAGUGCUAUUAGACUACGGAGCCCAGGUACACGUGACCAACCUUAAGGGUCAGACGCCCAUUUCCCGACUGGUGGCCCUCUUGGCCCGGGGCCUGGGCACUGAACAAGAAGAGGAGUGCCUGGAACUGCUGUGCAGGGCGGCAGGCCGCUUCGAGAUCCGACGAGCCGACGGUACGCUUCCGAGGGAGCUGAGUAAGGAUCCCCAGCUGCUGGCGAGGCUCACCAACAUGGUAGCUCAGGCGCCCACGCUUCGCUCUCUGGCGCGCUGUGCUGUGCGACAGAGUCUGGGGGUGCAGUUCCUCCCCACUGCUGUGAAGGAGCUUCCUUUACCAGAGACCAUCAAGGAAUAUCUUCUUCUGAGAGACUGAGCCCUGGCUAAUUAAUAUUUUUACAUUUACACUUCUAACACUACUCCUUCAUCGCAUCAUGGUAUUGGAUGACACUUUGUCCAGGAUAUCUUUCAAUUGAAAAUGUCCCAAAUUUGGAAUGGUGCGUUUGCUCAGGUGGAAUCACAUGAGCACUCACGCACCAGGACACUUACAUGAUAUUAUUGCUUUUAAACUCCGUGCACCUAUCAAACGCUAAACACUUGAAACACCUGUCAUAGUCGCUCUCAAAGCACUCAACAAACUCAUGCAUAAAGAGCAUGUAUAUUUGUUGCCGUGCGCAAGUCUUGAUUGUGCCAAAUUGAAAUACGCUUUUAACUGAAAGACAAGUGCUUGUGGAUGUCUGAAAGAAAGAAUCCAGGGAUCAACUGUCUUUUACACUAUGAGGUCAAAUAAAACCAUGAAAUAGGGAA
Messenger RNA from Entelurus aequoreus (snake pipefish), 1462 nucleotides. It is a transcript of the gene asb8, whose product is annotated as ankyrin repeat and SOCS box containing 8. Gene Ontology annotation, molecular function: protein binding. The record is from RefSeq and is a predicted model, not a curated record. The transcript has 4 exons. Bases 162 to 1031 code for a protein of 289 amino acids. Gene Ontology annotation, biological process: intracellular signal transduction. NCBI's taxonomy places the organism in Eukaryota, Metazoa, Chordata, Actinopteri, Syngnathiformes, Syngnathidae.